AUGGACACGAGCGACAGCCCAACCGUCGCCGUCAACGGCUGCACCUUCGUGGGCACCUUUCAGCACGAAUCAGCCAAGUACCCUCGAGCCCUGGAGUUCUUCUACGGAAUCCCCUAUGCCACCGCCCAGCGCUUCUGCCCCGCCGUGCCGCUGCCGCCGUCCGAGGCCUUGGGCGUAUACAGGGCCUCGCUACCGGCGCAUAUACAGCCCAUCCCCAUGGCCCAGUUCCCGACGGCGGAGAGUCCGCUGACGCUCAACGUCUUUCGGCCCUCGGGGUCGGCGUCGCCGUUGAGGUACCAGGUGGACGAUGCUGAGCGCGAUGCCUUGAAGGACCUGCCCGUGGUGGUGUAUGUUCAUGGCGGAGCCUUUAACUUUGGCUACCCGCUGGAGAGGGAUCUGGCGUCGUUUAUGGCCUGGAGUCCGCAGCCGAUCAUGGUCGUCAGCAUCUCGUACCGUCUGGGCGCGCUGGGGUUCUUGGCCGGGGCGUCGGAGACGCAGGAGCUCAACCUGGGGCUGAAGGACCAGAGGGUGGCGCUGGAGUGGGUGAGGGAGUGGAUUGGCCACUUUGGGGGGGAUGCUGAUAAUAUCACGCUUUUGGGAGCGAGUGCUGGAGCACAUUCGGUUGGACAUCACAUGCUCAAUCCAUCUCCAUUUCCCUUCCGCAAGGCCAUUCUCGAGUCUGGCUCUCCCACCGCACGCUCCGUUCUUUCACCUUUACAUGCUCGCACCGUCAGCCAAAUGCUCCAGCUUCAAGCGUAUGCCAUGAGCCAGCCGCUUGAGUCUCUCCCGGUCGACUCCCUCAUUGAUGCUAGCUUUGCUCUCUACGCCAUGAAUCACACAGCUGUGACGUGGCCCUUUCAGCCCGUUGUUGAUGGCCCCAAAGGCGUCAUUCCCGAUCUGCCCCUGAAUCUGUGGCGCCAAUUUGUCGCCUCGGGACGAGCAAAGGACAUGUCCAUCAUCACCGGCUUCUGCUCUCACGAGGGCACUACCUUUGCCCCCCAGCAUGCUUCCAUGAGCGCCGAAUUCCGCUCCUUCUUCCAAAAGCUUAUCCCUUCCUUUUCCUCAGACGACCUCGACGCCCUAGAGCUGCUGUACCCGGAUCCUCUCAUCCACCCAGACUCACCCUAUCGCCAACCCCCUGGCAUAGGCGGCCCUCAGAAGCGCUCUUAUGGCGCGCAGUUCCGUCGCAUACAUCAGGCUUACGGCCAUUACGCCUACAUUUGCCCUGUCCUUCACACGGCGCACACACUAUCUCGAGCUGGUGCCCGCGUAUAUCUUUACGAGUACGCUCCUCUUUCGGCGCCAUUUAGUGCAGCGUCUCAUGGUGACCAGACGUCGGCCGUAACACUUGAAUUGAACGCGCUGGAGGCGACGCCCGGCCUCCAGGCCAUGGCAAAGGAGAUGAACUACCGCUGGACAUCCUUUUGCGCGUCACCCUCUGGGACACUCAACAAUGACGACGAGCAGGAAGCCUGGCCUGUGUUUCGAAGCCCUCUGGGAGACGAUAGCUCUGCUGCAGCUCUCUCUGGGGCAGGGAUUGGUGAACUGCUCGUCUUUGGAGAGGGCAACGAUGAAGCCGCCGGAGGGAAACGCUUUGGCACGCCGGUCAAGACGAGGCAACUCACGGAUAGGGAGUUGGAGCAAUGCCGGUUUUGGUGGGACCGCAUGGAGUUGAGUCAGGGGAUGGGCGAGCGAGGCACUGCAUCGGCUUGGCUGAAGGCGUGA
Trichoderma citrinoviride is the source of this 1725-nucleotide messenger RNA. Its product is annotated as alpha/beta-hydrolase. The record is from RefSeq and is a predicted model, not a curated record. The transcript has 2 exons. The coding region runs from base 1 to 1725 and encodes 574 amino acids. NCBI's taxonomy places the organism in Eukaryota, Fungi, Ascomycota, Sordariomycetes, Hypocreales, Hypocreaceae.